Gasterosteus aculeatus aculeatus (three-spined stickleback) is the source of this 3661-nucleotide messenger RNA. RefSeq names its product receptor-type tyrosine-protein kinase FLT3. Gene Ontology annotation, biological process: B cell differentiation; cytokine-mediated signaling pathway; multicellular organism development. Gene Ontology annotation, molecular function: transmembrane receptor protein tyrosine kinase activity; growth factor binding; ATP binding. The record is from RefSeq and is a predicted model, not a curated record. Gene Ontology annotation, cellular component: plasma membrane; signaling receptor complex. Lineage: Eukaryota; Metazoa; Chordata; Actinopteri; Perciformes; Gasterosteidae.
AGUCACACUUCCUCCGUUUAAAAGGUUCACGCACACACUUGUCACAUCAAAGUGUCGCUGUCUCACCCUGUAAUGACACUGACAGAAAGAAAGGACCAAUGCGCAGGCGGAUCGAUAUGAUCGCGGUUAUCUUCCUCCUGUGUGCUGUUGAGCUUCACUGCUCGGAUGGCAUCGCAGCGCAGAAUACGACUUGUGAGUCCUACCUUGAGGGGACAUAUUUUGUGCCAGUUGCCUCUCCCAAUGCGACUCCUUCUGUGAUCGCAGAAGGAUGUUUUGGUAAGACACUCAACAUCUCUCUGGAGCACUUCUCUGAAUUCCCCGUUUGUCAAUGGAUCAGAGGAGCAGACACAAUACUUACCGUAAACGGGAGUAGCUCCAUGGUCCUACCGGCGCUUUCUGAAAAAGAUUCAGGGGAGUUUAAGCUGAGCUGUGAAAGUAACGAAGGGACCGGGACGUCUCUGACUGUGUCUCUGCGUGUAAACAGACGUCCCACAAAACCAAAGCUGACGCUGUCCGAAGUGGAAGAUUACGGGUAUUCCCCUCUUUUUAGAUGCAGCUCUGAAGGCUUCCCAAAGCCCACGCUCCAGUGGUUCCCAACCCCAACCCCAACAAAACCAACGGAAGAUACAAGAGAUUCAAUGGCAAUUAGCCAAAUAUCCAGUAUGUAUUUUAUGAGUGAAGCGAAGUGCUGUGCUAACAACGCUGAAGGACAAGAGUGCUCUCAACUCUAUGACUACGACCUAGACUCUAAUAAGGUCUCUACUGCCAUCCUGAGCCCGGGUCAGUCUCUACUCCUACGCUGCCGUAGUAGUAAAAGACAACCUGUUUGGGAGAACAGCUCAAAAAUGGGCACCAAAAUAUCAGCGUGCUCUUCUAAAGUCCAAGAGAUUUGCAUCAAGUUGGAUCGCCAUAAUGGCAAUCGUAUGUCCUACCUGUUGAUCGAGUCAGUUAACAUGGACCACAGUGGGACAUACACCUGCAGUACUGAUGACAACAAAACAAACUCUAUGGAGAUCCGUGUCCAAGCCAAUGGUUUGGUCUCUGUCCAGCUGGAUGAGAGACGGAUCAUACCGCCUGAGAGAGCGUCCUCCUCCUGUUUGCAGGCCACUGUUUCCUACCACCAUGUUCUCCAGCAAUGUUCCUGGGAAGAUCCUGAUGGAAACGUGACUAAAUGCCAGAGGGACACAGGGGUAACACACCACAGCAUCGUGAAGCUAUGUGAUGUACGCAAGUCAGGAAACUAUACAUUACACUUGGAGGCUGGCGGACAAAAAGAAACAAAGACCAUAUCAGUGUGUGUUGUAGAGACACCAAAGCUUAAAUUCAAGCUUGGCAGUGAUAAUGUGUACACCAUUGAGACCGCCACUCUUGUUCCAGCAAAUUACACCUUGAUGUGGUGUCCCCCUUCUAACGACAGCAGCUGUGAAACGGACUCUUCCUGGACGGAGAUUGAAAAUGACUCUCUGUCUGAUGUCGCCUGUACCGCGACAAUCAAGCGCUCGCUCAGCAGACCUUUGGUGGGCAGGAAUCAUUUAAAGUUUUGCGUGACAAACUCUGUUGGAUCCUGGUGCAACACCCAAUACUCAUUAUACCACCCAGAUCAACCCAAGGCCUCCACAGGUUCUGCAAACACUGAUGACGGCAGCUUCACGGUGCUGAAAGUAGGCAGUUUUAUUCUGCUCCUGGCUUUAGCAGUGGUUAGCAUGGUUCUCGCGUACUUUGUGAAAAAAAAGAAACCCCGGUACCAGCCCCAGCUCCAGAUAAUGCAGAUGGUUGGACCCAAUGACAACGAUUACAUCUACAUAAACUUCAAGGAGUUUGGAUACGACCUGAAGUGGGAGUUUCCCAGGGAAAAUCUGGAACUGGGUCAGGAACUGGGCUCCGGGGCUUUCGGCACGGUGGUCCAGGCUACAGCUUACGGCAUCAACAAGCCUGGAGUCUCCCAGCAGGUGGCCGUCAAGAUGCUUAAAGAGAAACACCAGGCGCUGGAGAAGGAGGCGCUGAUGUCAGAGCUGAAGAUGCUGACUCACAUCGGUCACCAUGCCAACAUCGUUAACCUGCUCGGCGCAUGCACAGACUCCGGACCCACGUACCUGAUUUUUCAGUACUGCUGUCACGGAGAUCUACUGAACUACCUGAAGACCAACAGAGAGCACUACCACAAGUCUGCCGCCGACGCCUUCAACAAGAUCCGCUUCAGCAACCUUUUCCACCACCAACUGCAGCCCAACAGAAGCUCUGGUGAGGUGGACUCAGAAGUGGCCAACUACAUGCCCAUGUAUGGCUCCGCCACUAGAGGGCAGGAGGACAUCGCUCUCCUCGCCGUCAACUCCGGGGACGCAGACGGCUACGAAGACCCGAUGACCUACGAAGACGACCCGACGGACGACCUGCAGAUCUUGACCUUUGAUGACCUGCUCAGCUUUGCCUUCCAAGUGGCCAAAGGCAUGGAGUUCCUCUCCUCCAAGAAUUGCAUCCAUCGAGACCUGGCAGCUCGGAACGUGUUGGUGACAAAGGGCGGGCGGGUGAAAAUUGGUGACUUCGGACUGGCCAGAGACAUCGAAAACGACUCCAACUACGUCGUCAGAGGAAAUGUGCGCUUGCCCGUGAAGUGGAUGGCACCGGAGAGCACCUUUCAGGGGAUCUACACCAUUAAGAGUGACGUCUGGGCUUAUGGCAUUCUGCUCUGGGAAAUCUUCUCACUCGGUGUCACUCCGUACCCGGGCAUGAAGGUGGAUCACACGUUCUAUUCGAUGAUUGAGAAAGGAUUCAAGAUGGAGUGUCCAUACUACGCCAAUGACUCUGUGUACAGCAUGAUGUGCAAGUGUUGGUCUCUGGAUCCCAGCAACCGGCCCUCGUUCUCCAAACUGGUUACCUUGAUGUGCAAUUGGCUGACGGAGAGAGAAGAGAAGCUCUACCACAACACAUCCGACCAGACGACCAGCGACUACCAGAACGCCGCGACUAUUUUGGACAUCUCCGCCUUGGCAAAGCAGGACGACAACAGGACGCAGUCGGCCAAUGAUUACCGCGGCAUCCGUGCCACUGAGGAGAGCAAAGACGCGGCGUCUGACACGGAGCCCGCGGCAGCUGACGAGAAGCUUGUGAAGCCGCCCGAUACAGAGUGACCCCCAAAUGAUCAAAGCAAUUUAUCUAUACGUGUGUGUGUGUUUUAACGGUUUAUAUAAGGCUUUUGGCAAUAAUCUCAGGAUUGAGAGUAGAAUGCACUUGCUUCAUAUUUUUUAUUAUUAGAGUAUUGUAACAUAAGUUCAAUGAUAUUAGAAAUAUAUUUUCAUUGCGCAGCUAAAAAGGAACAAAAACAUCUCAGGAUUAUAGAGGUAAUGACAUGCAAGAUAAGGAGUUGUAAAAUGUUUAUGGAUUCGGCCAACAUGUAGCAAUUUAUAAGCUUUUGGGUUUUACCAUAUACACAUCAUACAUCAUAUAUGUUGUUAUGCAGUGCAAUAUUAUGGCAAUUAUUUUUUGUGGUCUCUCAUAUAAUACGAGCAGCUAUUACUUGCAGAUCAAAAACAUUUUUAAACAUUUUAUUUUUUUAAGCUUCAUUUUGAAUUAUUUUAUUUGUUUGUCAGUGUUAUACCUGCAAUUAAAUGUACUCAUUCAUAAAAUAAAUGGUGAUCUGUCAACAGUUCAACCACCAAAAACA